Coccidioides immitis RS is the source of this 927-nucleotide messenger RNA. RefSeq lists its product as uncharacterized. The record is from RefSeq and is a predicted model, not a curated record. NCBI's taxonomy places the organism in Eukaryota, Fungi, Ascomycota, Eurotiomycetes, Onygenales, Onygenaceae. The transcript has 2 exons. Bases 1 to 927 code for a protein of 308 amino acids.
AUGGCUCCAAAGUUGAAAACAGUAGGAAUUCUACACUCCGCUGGGCAGCCUCUUAAUAAGCCAGUGAUCAUAAGACCACCAUGUUUUUCGACGGCAAUAUCGAGACCUCCCACUUGGACCUUGAAUCUUGAAUCUUGGAGCAAGGUUACCGCGUUCUCUGAGCUGCGCAUCCUCAAAGUAGCGACAAUUAUUGACAUAAGGUUGCUCGGAUGGGCAAGACGUUGCGACUUUAGGUCUCUCAAAUCGCUGCAUCUACGUUUAGAGGCCGGCAUUUGGGGUGAUAAUUGUCUCAUGGAUGAGAAAGCCAGCUUUCUCCUCCGGGCGCUCCCUUCACUGGAUAGUAUAAAAUUGAUGCGCUACUGUGGAGAUAUGUCGUUCCAAGAAAUCUUGGAGCACGGGACCCUGCGUCGGCUUUGCAUCCUGCCAGGCGCUGAAAGAGCGGUCAGGCCAUUUGUCAUGACCAGAGAGAAAAUUGAUAGCAUUUUAGCAUAUUGUCCACGCAUUGAAGACUUAACUGUGUCUAUUCCGCGCACCAAUGGGGAUUUCCGGGAAGUGGAGAUCCACCGAGCCCUUGCCCAGAUGCCGCGGCUCAAAAAGCUCGAAAUAUUCUUUGACUGCUCAGGUUUCUAUGACUGGCGCAAAGGGGGAUCCUCUCUACAGCCAACUUCUCCGUUAGGCUACGCAGAUAUUCAAGAUAUUCUGAUUAACGCUUCUAUCUAUGAACCUUUAAUCUAUUCUAUAUUUCGAACUAUUAUCGAAGCGAGCCCACGAGAGUUUCCUCCUCUCCAACGUUUGAAGGCAGUAAUAUUCGACUUCGGCAAUUUGGGGGUAGAGUACACAGCCGACCUGGAUGCUAUCGUUCAAUUCUUAUUUCGCAAGUGGCAGUGUAUCCAGGUCCAAGAGAUGGUCAUGACAACAUUAUCGUGA